Molecule: messenger RNA, 3567 nt
Organism: Aricia agestis (brown argus)
Lineage: Eukaryota; Metazoa; Arthropoda; Insecta; Lepidoptera; Lycaenidae
Gene: Iswi
Product: chromatin-remodeling complex ATPase chain Iswi
Exons: 17
Coding region: 287-3355 (1022 amino acids)
Biological process (GO): nucleosome organization; regulation of transcription by RNA polymerase II
Cellular component (GO): chromatin; nucleus
Molecular function (GO): ATP binding; ATP-dependent chromatin remodeler activity; nucleosome binding
Source: RefSeq, a predicted model, not a curated record
CGACGAAGCCGAUUGCAUCGUUUGUAGAAGUUGUAAUUACUUUUUUAUCAAACAGUAUUUGAAUCACUACAAUAUCUUAUGUGACGAUUACUUCGUAAAUUGUUAUCAUUAAGUUAAAAUUUACGUCUUAUUCAUUUCACCAAUAACACACUCGUAUUAAUUACCAAGCUUCCAAGCUUUUGUGUCCUUAUUUUAACUCAGAGAUACUAUGUUAAAUUCUAUACAAUAAUAACUUUAAUAUAUUUAAACAUUUUCUGUCGACAUUCAUAAUUAUACCUAAAUAAAAAUGGCUCAAGUUGAGGAAGCAAUAGAAACAGGAGAUGGGGAAAAUUCGAAUACCUCGUCCAGUGACACCCCAUCGUCGCGAGGCAAAGAAGGCGAUUUUGAAAGCAAGAUCGAAACGGACCGCUCAAAAAGAUUCGAUUUUUUGUUGAAGCAAACCGAAAUAUUCUCCCACUUUAUGACAAAUACUUCCAAGUCUGGUAGUAGUCCUCCGAAAGCUAAAGCCGGUAGACCGAGAAAGAACAAAGAGAUAGAGUCUAGUCCAGGAGACCAUCGUCAUCGUAAAACGGAACAGGAGGAAGAUGAAGAGCUUCUCGCUGAAACAAACACUAAGCAAAAGACUAUUUUUCGUUUUGAAUCAUCUCCACCCUACAUAAAGAAUGGUGAAAUGAGAGAUUAUCAGGUGAGAGGCUUAAACUGGAUGAUAUCACUGUAUGAAAAUGGAAUCAAUGGUAUUCUGGCUGAUGAGAUGGGUCUCGGAAAAACAUUGCAAACUAUUUCACUCCUGGGCUAUAUGAAAAAUUUUAAGAAUGCACCAGGCCCACACAUAGUGAUAGUACCUAAAUCAACAUUAACCAAUUGGAUGAAUGAGUUUAAAAAAUGGUGUCCCUCCCUAAGGGCAGUUUGUUUAAUUGGUGACCAGGAGACAAGGAAUACCUUUAUUCGUGAGACACUUAUGCCUGGGAAUUGGGAUGUCUGUAUCACGUCUUAUGAAAUGAUCAUCCGAGAGAAGUCCGUCUUUAAGAAAUUUAAUUGGAGGUAUAUGGUGAUAGAUGAAGCUCACCGUAUUAAGAAUGAGAAAUCCAAGUUGUCGGAGUUUCUGCGUGAGUUCAAGAGUAUGAAUCGUCUUUUGUUGACUGGUACACCUUUACAGAACAACCUUCACGAAUUGUGGGCACUUCUUAAUUUCCUUCUACCUGAUUUCUUCAAUAGUGCUGAUGACUUUGAUGCAUGGUUCAACACAAAUGCUGCCUUAGGGGAUAACCAACUAGUUUCUAGACUGCAUGCUGUUUUAAGACCUUUCCUACUUAGACGUCUGAAGUCAGAAGUAGAAAAGAAACUAAAGCCUAAGAAAGAAUUAAAGGUUUAUGUUGGAUUGAGCAAAAUGCAGAGAGAAUGGUACACUAAAGUUCUUAUGAAGGAUAUUGAUGUGGUAAAUGGAGCUGGUAAGGUGGAAAAGAUGCGCUUACAAAACAUUCUCAUGCAGCUGAGGAAAUGCUGUAAUCACCCAUACCUGUUUGACGGUGCGGAACCCGGCCCUCCGUACACAACUGAUGAACAUCUGGUGUACAACUGUGGAAAACUGGCUAUUCUCGACAAACUGCUGCCUAAACUCCAAGAACAAGAGUCCAGAGUGUUAAUCUUCUCGCAGAUGACUAGGAUGCUGGAUAUUCUAGAAGAUUAUUGCUUAUGGAGACAGUAUAAGUACUGCCGGCUUGAUGGUCAAACACCACAUGAAGACAGAAACAGGCAGAUAGAAGAGUACAAUGCACCGGGCAGUGAGAAGUUCAUAUUCAUGUUGUCAACUCGAGCUGGAGGUCUCGGUAUCAAUCUUACAUCAGCCGACGUGGUCAUCAUAUAUGAUUCAGAUUGGAAUCCACAGAUGGAUUUACAGGCUAUGGACCGAGCUCAUCGUAUUGGUCAGAUGAAGCAAGUAAGGGUGUUCCGUCUUAUCACCGAAAACACAGUGGAGGAGAAAAUCGUAGAACGUGCGGAAGUGAAGCUGCGCUUGGACAAACUUGUCAUCCAGUCUGGUCGUCUCGUCGAUCAGAAGAACCAGCUGAACAAAGAUGAAAUGUUGAACAUGAUCCGACACGGUGCUAACCACGUCUUCUCAUCCAAAGACUCUGAAAUCACCGAUGAGGAUAUAGACUCGAUAUUGGCUAAGGGCGAGACAAAGACAGAAGAAUUGAAACAAAAGUUGGAGAGCUUGGGAGAGUCGUCGUUGCGUGCCUUCUCCAUGGACACGCCUGGAGCCACCACAGAUUCUGUGUAUCAAUUUGAAGGUGAGGAUUAUCGCGAGAAGCAAAAGAUAAUUCCGAUCGGUAGUUGGAUCGAGCCUCCCAAGAGAGAGCGUAAGGCCAACUACGCCGUGGACGCGUACUUCAGGGAGGCUCUGCGAGUGUCGGAGCCCAAGGCGCCCAAGGUACAGGCACCGAGACCACCGAAGCAGCCCAUCGUACAGGACUUCCAAUUCUUCCCGCCAAGACUGUUUGAGCUGUUGGACCAAGAGAUAUACCACUACCGUAAAACGCUCGGGUACAAAGUCCCCCGUAAUCCGGAACUCGGUCCAGAGGCGGCCAAGAUCCAGCGCGAGGAGCAGCGCAAGAUCGACGACGCUGAGGCCCUCACCGAGGAGGAGGUACAAGAGAAGGAACAACUCCUCACACAAGGGUUUACGAAUUGGACAAAACGUGAUUUCAAUCAAUUUAUCAAAGCAAAUGAAAAAUACGGGAGAGAUGAUAUUGAGAACAUUGCAAAGGAUGUUGAAGGGAAAACCCCGGAAGAGGUUAUUGAAUACUCAGCAGUAUUUUGGGAAAGAUGUCACGAGCUUCAAGACGUCGAUAGAAUAAUGGGGCAAAUCGAAAAGGGUGAAGCCAAGAUCCAAAGACGGGCGUCUAUCAAGAAAGCGCUCGACGCCAAGAUGGCGAGAUACAGGGCACCUUUCCAUCAACUGAGAAUCUCGUACGGCACGAAUAAAGGCAAAAAUUACGUCGAAGAAGAGGACAGGUUCCUGGUGUGCAUGCUACAUAAACUGGGUUUCGACAAGGAGAACGUUUAUGAAGAGUUACGGUCAGCGGUUCACGCGGCGCCUCAGUUCCGAUUCGACUGGUUCCUCAAAUCUCGCACUGCUCUUGAACUACAACGAAGAUGUAACACCCUCAUCACUUUGAUUGAAAGAGAAAAUCAAGAGCUAGAAGAAAAGGAGCGAGCAGAGAAGAAAAAGAAGGUCGGUAAUGUGAACCAGAAUACCCCAGGCGGUAACGCCACGGGGAAAGGCGCAAACGCCGGAAAACGCAAGGCCGAAAACACCCCCGACAACUCUCAGAAAAAUAAGAAGAAAAAGAAAUGAUUACUAAAGUAAUAUUCCCGAUUGGUCUCUGUGAAGCGCCACAAAUAAUAAUUUUAGUAAUAUUUAAUUAAUGCUCAUAAGUAUGAUAAAGAUUAGGCUUACCUCGAGUAUUACAAUAAGAUAAAAAAGGUGUUAACAUUCCUUUUCCACAAUAGUGAAGAUUGAAAUAUUACUUACUGUUUUUACCUAAAUUAUACAUCAUGUGAAAUUAA